AUGACUGAAAUCGAAAAAGCCGAAGAGACCUUUGAGGCCAACUCCUCGGAGGCUGUAGGAGAAGAAGCAUUUGUCAAAUCUCUCGACAAAGGUAAGAGGAAUUUGGGAUAUAUCAGUGCCGUCGGACUUAUGGUGAACCGUAUUCUCGGUACUGGUAUUUUCGCUACUCCCUCCACCAUCUAUAAUCUAUGUGGUUCCAUCGGUUUGAGUUUGAUCCUUUGGGUUGUGGGUGCUCUUAUUGCUCUGGCCGGGUUAUACGUCUACAUGGAAUUUGGUUCUGCCAUUCCCAGAAACGGAGGUGAGAAGAACUAUUUGGAGUAUGUCUACUCAAAGCCCAAAUUUCUCACCACCGGUAUGUACGCUGCCUACGUCUUCCUGCUGGGAUGGGCAGCUGGUAACUCCAUCGUUUGUGGUCAAUAUCUUCUGACUGCUGCAGGCGUGGAGGUGACAAGAUGGGCUGAAAGAGGAAUCGGUGUUGGAGCCAUCACAUUUGCAUUCCUGGUUAACGGAACCACUGUCAAGUAUGGUGCUUAUUUGCAGAACAUUCUGGGAUUAUUUAAGAUUGUGAUUGUUUUGUUCAUCACCGUCACCGGAUGGGUUGCUCUUGGUGGCUGGAAGAAGACCGAUAACUUUCACAAUUCUUUUGAGGGAACUACCAGUGCUACCGCCUACGGUAUUGUCAAUGCUCUGUACAAUGUCAUCUGGUCUUUCAUCGGAUACAGCAAUGCUAACUACGCCCUUGGUGAGAUCAAGAACCCUGUCAAGACUCUGAAGAUUGCAGCUCCAACUGCGCUGAUUGUUCUCGCAAUCAUCUACUUGUUCGUCAACAUUGCCUACUUUGCAGUGGUGCCUAAGGAACUCUUGAAAACCUCGUCCACCAUUUUGGCCGCUGACUUUUUCGACAUCGCCUUUGGAAAGACGGCCAAGAAGGCUUCGGCUGUGUUUGUUGCUCUGAGUGCUCUUGGAAAUGUUAUGAGUGUGAUUUUCUCCCAGGGACGUAUCAUCCAACAGUUGGGCCGUGAGGGCAUCUUGCCCUUCCCAAAGUUUUUCGCGACUUCAAGACCUUUUAACUCCCCAUUCGUUGGGCUGUUCCAGCAUUGGGUGGUUUGUGUCAUAACCAUUCUGGCCCCACCACCUGGAGAUGCUUAUAACUUCAUCUUGAAUUUGAUCUCCUAUCCGCUCAACAUCAUCAACUUCCUUGUCGCUAUUGCCCUCAUCUACCUCAACAUCCAAGCAAAGAGAGGCAAAAUUCACUGGGAACCUCCUUUGAAGGCCACCAUCCCCGUGACGGUGUUUUUCGGUCUGAGUUCGCUUUAUCUGAUCAUCGCCCCAUACAUUCCUCCUGCCGAGUCGCAGAAACACGCAGUCUACAACGAUUUGCCAUACUACGUGCAUUGUGUUACUGCUUUGGGUAUUUUCUUUGUGGGAUUUGUUUACUGGCUCUUCUGGGCUCAGAUUUUGCCCAGACUGUUUGGAUACUCGCUACAGGUUGAAGAGAUCCUCGGAGAAGAUGGAUUCUGGAGGAAGGAGAUCAAGAGGGUCAAGCACAAGGACCUUGCCGAAUAUCUUAGCCAGCAAGGGACACACAGCGAAGAGGACACGAUUGAUAAAUAG
Molecule: messenger RNA, 1614 nt
Organism: Kuraishia capsulata CBS 1993
Lineage: Eukaryota; Fungi; Ascomycota; Pichiomycetes; Pichiales; Pichiaceae
Exons: 1
Coding region: 1-1614 (537 amino acids)
Biological process (GO): amino acid transmembrane transport
Cellular component (GO): membrane
Molecular function (GO): L-amino acid transmembrane transporter activity
Source: RefSeq, a predicted model, not a curated record